Molecule: messenger RNA, 3500 nt
Organism: Drosophila eugracilis
Lineage: Eukaryota; Metazoa; Arthropoda; Insecta; Diptera; Drosophilidae
Product: late secretory pathway protein AVL9 homolog
Exons: 4
Coding region: 634-2748 (704 amino acids)
Cellular component (GO): cytoplasm
Source: RefSeq, a predicted model, not a curated record
ACAACAAUUUGUCUUUCUUCGAGUUUUUGUAUUAUUUUACUAAAAAAUUCUAUCCAUUAUUAUAACUAGUUUGUUCUAAGUUACAUUUAUAUAUAUACAAUUCUAAUUAUAACGCUGCCAUCAGCUGUAUAAAUAUCUAUAAGUUCAUAAGGCUUGCAUCUGUAAACAGUUGCUUAAUGACAUUCAUGCUUUCUAUUUAUUUAAACUUUAUUUUUGGAGAGUUAUUUGAAAUUCAAAUGUCCCCGUUAGUAAUCGUACUUGUUCUAAUCGAUAAUGGCCUUGCUCAAAUCGAGCCUAUCGAUAACCGGCGAAUGCACAUCUAAUUGGAGUAAAACAUAACGCCUCCUCAUAUCGAUACAAGACCACAAAAAAAAACAAAUAAAAUAAAAACAAAUUCGCUAAAAAAUAUUGUAAAGAAAGAAACAAGAUAACAAUAAACAAUUAAUUGUGAAAAAACGUUUUAAGUGGUCAGAACAAAAAAAAAACAACAAUUGCGUGGCGUGUUUGCACGAGUGCGAGCGAGAGGGCCGAAUGCGGUAGUGGGAAAUUCAAUCAGAUUUAUUUUUUGCAAGCAAAAAACUUUUUUUGGAGUACACCGCGUGCUCCUUAAGGCAAGUAACAGCAGCAGCAACGAUGGCCAACGAGCCAGAGAACAAGCCGCCCAUUCUACACAUUCUAGUAGUGGGGUUCCACCACAAACUGGGCUGUCAGGUGGAGUUCUCCCAUCCACCGCUGAUUUCGGGCUCAACAGGACGCAACGAGUGUCCCUCUGGCUGGAAAUACCUGCCCACACUGGCUUUGCCUGAUGGUUCCCAUAAAUUUGCAGAGGACACUGUGUUCUUCAACCUGCCCAGUUUGUAUGAGCCUGCUGCCAGCAUUUAUGGAGUGUCCUGCUAUCGUCAGAUACGCGUGGAAAAGCUAAAGAUUCGAACGGCGGAUCUUACACGAAGCACUGUUCAAAAGUCUGUCUGCAUUCUGGCCCGCCUGCCCAUCUAUGGGUAUAUAGAAGUCAAGCUAGCCCUGAUUGCCGAUGCCUUUUUCGAUCAGGGCGACUUCUCUGGCACGGAAUUGCUGGUCAACGCCUAUCAGCAGCUAAAUGCGUGCCUCCUGGACGACGAAUCCCGUCGGCCACUGCGUCAUUUCCAUGUUGGAUUGUCUUUGCGAGAGAUAGUGCUCCACUGGCGCCACAAGUCGCUGAUGCUCUUCAAACUCCUGCUCCUACAGCGACGAGUCGUGUGCUUCGGUUCACCAGUUCGCCAAAUGUGCGUUCUGAUCCUGGGUAUGGCAUCACUAGUGCCACGACUACUUGAAAAGGGCUUCCAAGAGGUGGCCUGUGUGCGCACUUCACGUCCGCUGUCUCCUAUGCCUGAUUUCACAGACUCCCUGCAACGCGAGGCUCAGGCGGAGGCGGAACUGGAGGCAGUUGCUGCUGGUGGACCUGUUCACGACGAGGAGCAGAAGCUAACGCCAGAAAGUGCAACUGCAGCGGAAGGUGAGGCAGAGGAUCUGGCCCUUGUCUCGUCCGCAGCCUCUGCUGGCGAAGAGCAGACCAGCGGCGACGACACCUCACCGCGUUCCACACCGAAUUCACAGUCGCAGGACUCAUCGAACGGAAGAAACAGCUCCUUAACUAGAGAAGCCAGCGUGGAUACACUGGCUUCCAACCUUGCCGCCUUGUGUGCUGUAAAUCCAGAUGAGUAUCGGGCACCGGUAAGCAUCUUCGCUAGCGGCAAUCUUUGCCUGCCGUAUCUCUCGUUGCCGUAUAUGGACUUGCUUAGUGAUCCCAUGGUGCUCUCCUAUGUCAUCGGAACCUCUAACGUACUGUUCCAGCAGAAACGUCAGCUGGCUGACGUUCUGGUGGACAUUGAGGCGGCUAACUUAGAUGCCCACGAUCCGGAAUUGAGGCGUCAGCUUGUGUUAAGCACAGAGGACUUACGCUACAUGGAUUACAUCAUGAAGCACGUCCAAUCACCCAAAGAGGAUGCUGAGGGCAGCGAGUAUUGGAUCCGAGAACAGUUCCAGGGCUAUGUUCUAGCCCUCUUGCGGACUGCUGUGGCUCCAGAUGCCAUGCCCAAGGACAACGAUCAUUUCAACGCGCAUUUCAUGGGCGCCUUCAAGCGCACUCAAUGCUUCCAGGAGUGGUAUGACGUGAGACCUGAACCGGAAUUCUUUGACGCCCUGCCCGCUGGUCAUCCCUUUGCAGGCACCUUAUCCGUAGCAGACAUGAAACUUAAGCUAGCACAAACAAUGCAGAAUAGCGAGAGCGGGCGAAAGAUCAAUCAGGCUGUGAACACGACGAGCAGAGCGGUGGGUGGUGCCAUUUCCCAGGCCAAAGGGGCCUUCUCCAGUUGGUGGUCGUCCAUCACGACGGCACCACCAAAUUCAAAUGCUGCGCCAACGAGCAGCAUUAAUGGCCAAGAGGGUGAUGCGAGCGAAGGACCUGCAGCCCAAGAGAUCUCAGUUACAUUCCAGAAUCACAAGGACGUCGAGGAUUUAGACAUGGCGGGCGUCAGCAUUCACCUGGCUGGCCAGGAAGAGGCACACGAAUCACACGAGUCAAACAACGAAAACUGUGAACGACCACAGGGUAUCGUUGAGAUUGGCCGCGAGGCGGAGCUUUUAGACAAAUCCGAUCAACCGGAGGAGGCCAAGAGCUCGACAGCAACACAAGCUAGUCGGCCAGGAUGUGGCGGUGAUGUGGCCACCUCCGCCGUUGAGCGUAGCAGUGGCGAUGUCUUCAUUGUCUGAAGACGACAGCACAUUUUGGGCAUUGUAUAAAAUCGAACUAAGCUUAAUGAUAAUUAUUUAUUACGCAACAUAUUGUCUCAGUCUCAAUGUUGAAUUUAUAACUACUAAUCGUAUUCUCCUUUUUUUGUAUACCCAUAUUCUAGAGUUACUUGACUUGUGGUACCGAAAAUGAUAUAAUCAGGAGACAAUUUAAUCAAUAUUUAUUAUUACAAAAAAUGUAUUUGGUCGAAAAACAUAAUGGGAUUAAAGCAUUCAAAGUAAAUAAUUAGUUUUUUUUAGUUGUAUAUAUAAAGAAGUUCUGAUUUAUAAAACUUAAUUUAUAAAUAUUAACAUAUUUUCAUUAAAAUUAUAUGCACUCUAUAAUUUAAGUUGGAUUUAAGACCUAUUCCCGUGCCGUUUUUGUGCCACAAGUCAAUCCUGCUCUAAUCUACAUAAAAUUGGCCAAAAGAUAAUUUUAUUUAAUAUUUAUAUAUGCCUACUUCUAAGUUAUCCUUGCCGUCUUCACACCCCACCACUCAGUGUAUAUGAAUAACCAUGUAAAGCUAAACCGUUCCAAGUGCAAUUUGUAAUCCAAAAAGGCAGCGGAGAUCCGCAAUAUAAACCCUUAACUCGAGUGUCAACAAACAAGUGAGAGAAAUUUGAAAUUAUAUAGUGCUCGAGUCGAGAAUUCCCUCCUUUGUCCAGGGUCCGCCGUGCCCAACUCAAUUUACCUUAUCCAAGUGUAAUCCAAAAUAAAUGCAUUUCAUAAAAUA